AUGGCGGCAGCUCUGCAGGCCUCCCGUGCCGUUCAGCGAGUCUCACCCCGCUCGCCCGCACCCGCGCGGCGGUUGCUACUACUGCUGCUGCUCGUGGCGCUACUGCUGCUCGUGCGCGGGAGCAGAGGCGGCGCGGGGCGGGGGGAGGAGCGGCGGGAAGGGAAAGCGGAAGAGAAGGAGGAUGAUGAGGAGGAGGAGGCGCGGCGCGCAACGAUAGGGCUGUUGGCGCACGGGUGGAACGACGUGCGCGAGUGGCGCGCGGGGCUGGUGAAGGGCGUGGAGUACGUCAAAAUCGACUUCUCCUGGAUGCCGCCCGCAAGAUGCAAACUGCAGGUGCGGCCCCCCUCUCAGAUGCGCCCUGCAGGUGGGACGAGGGGCGAGGGGCGAGGGCGAAAGGGGGAUUCUUCCCCCGUUCUGCUCCCCGCCCUCUCCUUACCGUCCCCCCCUACUUCCAUCCUUGCGCCUCCCACCUUCCGCACUCUCAUCGCAUCAUCCCUCCUCUCUCCUUUCUCCCCCUACCGCACCCCUUUCUCCCCCUACCGCACCCCUUUCUCCCCCUACCGCACCCCUUUCUCCCCCUACCUCACCCCUUCUCCAUCCCUCCAUCCCUUCUUCUCUCCGCCCUCCUCUGCCUUCGCUUGCAUCACAGGUGGGGCAGCGAUGGCAGUACAAUCCACAUGGCUGCUUCGGAUUGGUGCACUCGCUGACCUGUGCCCCAAGAACCGUCCACUCCUCUGCACCACCAAUCACACCCGUGCUGCCAUGUCUGCUCAUGUCGCCAGUCAUGACAUGCCACGUGGCGACGUUGCUGAAGAGAAGGCCAUCAGAAUGCACCACGUGGUGCCACGUGGCAGCAGCUCAAGGGUUCUGAGAGUGAUGGCACGUGGUACAGACUUAUCCAGUAAAAACAGCACCACCAAUGCAGGCGCAUCUGGUGCAUCUGGGACAGGUGUAUCUGAGACAGGUGCAUCCGAGACAGGUGCAUCGGGAGCAUCUGCAGCAAGCGGGGCAAGGCGGGGGGGGGACGGCAUACGGUGGGGGGACGAGGCAGUGCGGCAGUGGAUGAGGCUGUUUGACGACUUCUUCCUGCGCGCCAAUGCCGCCCUGCACGAGCUCCACCUCAGCGUGGAGUUCUUCCUCAACGACAUGGGCGGGAAGUGUGUGGCGCAGCGGUGGCGGCCGUGGGUGAUAGCAUGGGACGACAACGACCUUACCAGCCGCCCCGCCACCACCAACGACCCCCGUGAUGCCUCCGACCGCUUCCAGGUGCUCAACCAUGACGCCACAUUCACCUGGUGGGCGGCAGCAGCGCAGCAGCAGUUCAUGAAGUUCAAGGACUCGCCCUAUGCCCUCGUGCUCUAUGAGCCUCAGGACGAGAGGGCCUUCAGUAUGUUCUCCGAUGUGUACCUGUCAGCCAACCUCACCCACACGCCCGGAUUCCGCUUCGCCUCCAACAUCGACCCCAUCAUGUUCCGCCUCUUCACCGCACCCUCCUCCCACCUCGCCACCCACACCCCCUACGCCGAUGACGUCUCCUCGCCCCCUCCCCCCUUCUCUCGCCCUGCCGUGGCCGUCAUUCCACUGCCGGCCAAUACCACGAGAUAUUCUAUGGCCCGAGAUCCCACCUCCUCCUCCACCUCCACUUCCUCCUCCUCCUCCAACCCCCCCUCCCCUCCCUCCUUUGCCAUCCUAACCAUCCAUUGGCUACCAGGCAGCCCACUCAGCCCGCCCUCUUCUCCUGUCUACACUGUUCAGAUCGCCCCGUCCCUCCCUGCCACCCACCCACCUGAAACAAUAAUCAGCAGCACCGCACUGCCGGGCGGGGAACUUCUGUCUGCUUGUGAGGUGGAAAGAGAAAAGGGCGGUAGACCUAAUGGCAAGGGGAAAGGGGAGACUCAAACUGAGCAGGUGGCAUCUGAGCAGGUGGGGUCUGGGCGGGUGGCAUCUGUAAGUGUGCUAGACCUGCCCCACGGCAUGGAAUUGGAGGUUGGAAAUGGCACGUUCGGGGGAGGAGUGGGGGGAGGAAGAGAUGGGGGCGGAGGUGGAGAUGAGACGGGGGAGGGAAGGGGAAGCAGGGAUAGGAGGAGGGUUGGUGUGGACGGGGUUGUGCUGGUAGCCAGUGACGCAUGUGGCGGCCAUAUCCUCCUGUGGUUCGCUUAUAACUCGCUAGCUCUCAGCCUUAUAUCGAGGAUAGACCUUGCAGAACGCAUGCCGCAGCAGGCUGGCAGUAGCAAGCAGCUUUCCUCAGUUGCCUGGAGCACUGUAGCGCUGGAAAGACCUGCUUCUAACGAGGAUGGGGAGAUGAGCGGUAAACACCAGCAGCAGCAGCAAGGGAAGAGCCCAAAGCAUGGGGAGGAUGAGGGGAGGGGAGUGGAUGGGUCUGAAGUGGUGAUGGUGGGGGUAGAGGCGUACAUUCCAAGUGAGAAUCACCUUUUCAAUGACUCCACGGCAGCAAGUGGUGGAGAUGGGCAGAGGGCGGACGAAGAAGCAAGCAGGCACAGCAAGGGUCGGAGGGAGAGGGGGAGCAGGGAGGUGCAAUCAUGUGGGCUUAUGGGUCGGCUGCUCCUCUGCUCUCUGCCUCCCCUCCCUGCUCAUCACGCUUCCAACUCCCCAGUGGAUAAUCACCACACCAGUGCUUUCAGCACCGCAUGUGCGUCUGUUGGCCGUCCCUUCUGCCUCUGCCUCCCCACGCUCUCCCUCCUGCACGCCACACAGCAGUUGGCCAAGCUGAGCAAGGAGGAUGAUAAGGCAGAGUCAGUGGCAGUGGCAGCGGGAGUGCGAGUGGGAGUGGAAGAAGCAUCGCCAGAGGCAGUGGCAGUGGCAGUGGCAGAGGCAGACAGUGACCCCCCUGAGCCACCCUCUCGUUUCGAGGUGGUGGUUACCCCACCGCCUCAUGCCAACCCCAUGCCCUUUGCCCGGGGCUCCAUGCCAGCUGUCGGCAUGGCAUUGGUUGCGGGGAAGCGGGUUGCGGGUGAGGAGAGGGAGAGGGGGAAGGAGAGGGAGGCAGGGGAAGCGCGCGUGCUGCUGUUGCACACGGACGCCUUCUGCUGGAAUUCCUUCGCCCGCCACGACACGCCUCUCGGCUCCCCUCAGGUGUGUGACCUGCCACGCACCAUAUUCGGGGCGUCUCAACCAGGCAUCCUGGCAUACACCUACGGCCGCCUCUCCACCCUCCACUCCCGCCUCUCCGCCGCACACGCCUCCUCCAUCUCCUCACCAUCCACCACAACCACCAACUCACCGCCAUCCAACGCCAUGGUGGCAUCAGCAUGCGACAGCGCUCUCCUGCACGGCACGUACGAUCAGGGCGUCGGGGCUCCCGCCGCCGCCCUGCUGCUGCUCCCCCGUGCCAGCACCCGCACCCACCACACAGGGGAGAGGACAGGAGCGGAGAGGGAGGAGGGAGAGGAGGAGCAGGGGGAGGAACGCAGGGAGGAGGGGAAGGAGGGGGAGGAGGAGGGGGGGGUGGUGGCAGUGGCAGUGGCGGUGCACAAGGGCCUGGCGAGAGGGGGCCUCAACAACUGUGGAGACCCCUUGCCUGCGCCGGGACUGGUGCUGGAUGUGUGGGACAUGCCGCCACUGCUGGACUGA
Molecule: messenger RNA, 3591 nt
Organism: Closterium sp. Naga37s-1
Lineage: Eukaryota; Viridiplantae; Streptophyta; Zygnematophyceae; Desmidiales; Closteriaceae
Source: the annotation of a GenBank genome assembly